This is a messenger RNA of Scatophagus argus, 3435 nucleotides long. It is a transcript of the gene dmgdh, whose product is annotated as dimethylglycine dehydrogenase. Gene Ontology annotation, cellular component: mitochondrion. Lineage: Eukaryota; Metazoa; Chordata; Actinopteri; Scatophagidae. The transcript is spliced from 16 exons. The coding region runs from base 226 to 2838 and encodes 870 amino acids. Gene Ontology annotation, molecular function: protein binding; oxidoreductase activity. The record is from RefSeq and is a predicted model, not a curated record.
CUACAUUUGGAGUCCUGGCACACAAAGCGUUAACAGGGCUGACGGUUGAUCAGGCUAAAGUUUCUCGUCUAUCGCCCUGACUUGCUGUGGUCCUGUGGGCGGGUCACACUGAGAUACGACUGAGUGAGUGUCACGCAGCAGGGCCGUGGGCCGCUGAGAGGGGGGUCGGUUAUGCUCUCAGGUGCGUCGGUAGUUAGUUUGUAGCGUUUGAGCAGUUCCUCAGUCAUGUCGCGGAUAUUAAACCUGAUAAACACUCGGCUGCGCACAGAUCUGGCGGCGUGUCGGUGCGUCGCUCGGCUUCCUGUGCGGACCAUCUGCUGCACGUCCAGAAAACGCGCCGAGGAGAGCGAUGCCUCCUCAGUUUUGGCAAAAAGGUGGAAGGACACAGCGGAGACUGUCGUCAUUGGCGGCGGAUGCGUCGGGGUCAGCCUGGCGUAUCACCUGGCCAAAGGUGGCAUGAAGGAUGUGGUGCUGCUGGAGAAGUCUGAGCUGACGGCUGGAUCCACCUGGCACGCUGCUGGUUUGACAACAUACUACCAUCCAGGCAUCAACCUCAAGAGAGUCCACUAUGACAGUAUUAAACUAUAUGAGACGCUGGAAGCUGAAACUGGACAGGCAGUGGGCUUACAUCAGCCCGGCAGUGUCCGAAUCGCUUCAACGGCAGCUCGAGUGGAUGAGAUGAAGUACCAGAUGACCCGCACGCACUGGAAUGUGACGCCACAGUACCUGAUCGGACCAGAGAAAAUCCAAGAACUUUUCCCUCUGCUCAAUAUGGACAAGGUGUUGGCUGGCCUGUACACCCCAGGAGACGGCCACAUUGACCCGUACUCUCUCACUAUGGCUCUGGCUGCUGGCGCUCGUAUGUACGGUGCCCAGAUCUAUAACCCGGCCCCGGUCACCGCGCUCAGCCCGACCGCUGAUGGCAAGUGGGAUGUCCAGACUCCUCAUGGAACCAUCCGUGCAAACCGCAUCGUCAACGCAACAGGUUUCUGGGCCCGUGAGGUGGGCAAGAUGAUUGGGUUCGAGCACCCCACCAUCCCAGUGCACCACCAGUACGUCGUCACAGCAACAAUACCGGAGGUGAAGGCUCUGAAGAAGGAGUUGGCUGUCAUCAGGGAUCUGGAGUCUUCUUACUACCUGCGUCAGGAAAGGGACGGCCUUCUGUUUGGCCCGUAUGAAAAGAUGGAGAAGAUGAAACUGCAGGAUUCCUGGGUCAGAGAUGGAGUACCUCCAGGUUUCGGUAAGGAGUUGUUUGAGUCAGACCUCGACAGGAUAAUGGAGCAUGUUGAGAUGGCAAUGGAGAUGGUUCCUGUGCUAAAGAAAGCUGACAUCAUCAACAUUGUGUCUGGACCAAUCACAUACACCCCUGACCUCCUGCCCAUGGUCGGACCACACCAAGGAGUUCGCAACUAUUGGACAGCCAUUGGCUUUGGGUAUGGAGUCAUCCACGCCGGUGGUAUAGGUAAGUUCCUGAGCGACUGGAUCAGGAAUGGAGAGCCUCCUUACGACCUGAUUGAAUGUGACCCCAACCGCUACGGUAAAUGGGCUGAUGUGCCGUACAUGUGUGCCAAAGCUCGAGAGUCCUAUGGCUUCAACAAUGUGGUGGGUUACCCCAAGGAGGAGCGUUUCGCUGGUCGACCAACCUACCGGACAAGCGGUGUUUACGAGCUGCUGAAGGACAAAGCAUCCAUGGGCUUUCACGCUGGCUGGGAACAGCCUCACUGGUUCUACAAACAAGGAGAUGACACUGGAUACAAGCCCAGUUUCCGACGCACCAACUGGUUCGGACCAGUUGGCAGAGAGUGCAAGCUGGUGAUGGAGAAGGUGGGAGUGAUCGACCUGACGCCUUUUGGAAAGUUCAUAGUGAAGGGGAAGGACUCGCAAAAGCUGCUGGACCGCCUGUUUGCUAACACCAUGCCCAAGGUGGGCUUGACAAACAUCAGUCACAUGUUGACACCCACUGGGAGAGUCUUUGCCGAGGUCACCAUCACCCAGCUGGCACCAGGAGAGUUUUUGCUCAUCACAGGCUCGGGGUCAGAGGGUCACGACCUCAGGUGGAUAGAGGCGGAGGCUGCAGACGGCGGAUAUGAUGUCGACAUCAGCAACGUAACAGAAGAUAUCGGUGUGCUGGGCAUCGCAGGACCAAACUCCCGCAAAGUUCUGCAGAAACUGACAAAUGAGGAUUUGAGUGAUGACGGAUUCAAAUUUCUCCACUGCAAGACAAUCAGGUUGGCCGGCAUUCCUGUCCGGGCCAUCAGGAUCUCCUACACAGGUGAGCUCGGGUGGGAGCUGUACAUCGACCAGAAGAACAUGGCUGCCAUCUACCAGGCCGUGAUGGAGGCGGGAAAAGACGACGGCAUCGACAAUUUCGGCACCUACGCCAUGUCCUCCCUCAGGCUGGAAAAGGGCUUUAGGGGCUGGGGAGCUGAGAUGAACUGUGACACCAAUCCUCUGGAGGCUGGACUGGAUUAUUUCAUCAAACUGAACAAGCCUGCUGACUUUAUAGGCAAAGCAGCGCUUCAGGAGAUCAAAGCCAAGGGUCUGAAGAGGAAGCUUUCCUACAUCACCGUGGAUACAGACGAUAUCGACCCCGAAGGCAACGAAACCGUCUGGCACAACGGCAAGGUGGUUGGAAACACGACAUCCGGAGCCUACAGCUACAGCUCCCAGCAGAGCCUUGCUUUCGCCUACCUGCCUCUGGAGCUGUGCUCUGUGGGCCAGAAGGUGGAGGUGGAACUGCUGGGGAGGAAGUACCCCGCCAUGGUCAUCCAGGAGCCCUUAGUCCUCACCGAGCCCACACGGACGCGGCUGCAAAAGAAAGCAAAGGGCAAAGCAUAAGCACAGACUGUCCACAAUCAGUUUCUCACCAGCUAAUGAAGAACAGUUUUACUGUGUUACAUGAGUCUUAUAUGGAACAAACUGUACUGAGCUGUUUGUGUCUGAAAGUAAGCGGCCAGUUUAGGGAAAAAGAGUCACAUUUCUUCACAACUUCCUCUUCUCGUCUUGUGUCGAGGAAGAGGAAGCUGAGAACAGACUCGGCGUGUGAGAGUGCUUGGUGCUUCUUAUGAAUGUGAAGUGGUAACUGUUGAUGUUCUUGCACCACAAUGUCUUAGAGUGUUAGAAGAGUCAUUGACUUUUUGUAAUUCCAUGAAUUGGAUGUUUACAGGUCGGCAGUUGAGCCUUUUUUGGUGCUUGAUUAUUUAAUUUUCAGCAGAAAGGAUCAAAUGACAAAUGCCUUUUUUGUUUUAAAAAAAUGAUGCAGCUGCAUUUCAUAAUUGUUGAGACUUUGAGAAAUGUACACCAAUAAACAAAAGAAACAGAAUGCUGACAAACAUGCACAAAGAUUGUUUUAUUAAUCUGUUUUCUAUUUUCUUUUGCGCUAAUAUGUGUACAUUAAUACCCUGAUAAUUAAAACAAUGCACUCACUGUGUUGUA